This is a messenger RNA of Didymella exigua CBS 183.55, 2310 nucleotides long. Its product is annotated as cysteine proteinase. Bases 261 to 2090 code for a protein of 609 amino acids. Gene Ontology annotation, molecular function: cysteine-type endopeptidase activity; cysteine-type deubiquitinase activity. Lineage: Eukaryota; Fungi; Ascomycota; Dothideomycetes; Pleosporales; Didymellaceae. The transcript has a single exon. Gene Ontology annotation, biological process: protein deubiquitination. Gene Ontology annotation, cellular component: cytosol; nucleus. The record is from RefSeq and is a predicted model, not a curated record.
UGGGCGGACAAGCGCGGAGACGCUUUGCUUGGCAGUUCACUUUGCGGGCUGCUGGCUCGCCGCGCAAACGGCGGAUGACUGCCAGCAUGACGAGUCGGCUGUCAGACAGUAAUGGAGGAUAGAGACGUCUCACUUGCACAUUCCUCCCGUCCUGCACCCGAUCGAGCGCACUUCUGCUAGAAGCCUGUCACAGUUCUGCGGUCCUCUGCACCACCCCGUCGACCAAUCCCCGAUCCGCGGUAACGAGCUCGCGCCGCAAAAUGCCAGAGAAGGCAACCACCAUCGCAACUUAUGCGGCAGGCGCAUCCCUCGCCGCCAUCACUCUAGUCUACGUCUUUGGACCCACCUUCUUCCUGGACGACGAGACGACGAGCUCCAGCACCAAGAAGAAGGGCGUGGUCGGACUGAGUAAUGCGGCAAACGACUGCUUCAUCAACUCGGUACUGCAGACCUUGGCCGGCUUGCCAGACUUGCGCAUAUACUUGAUUAGAGAGACACAUAGAAGGAAGCUUGAUGGACCGGAAGUGUACCUUGUGGAUCCGGACAAGUCAAAUGCGGAGAAUACGAACAGCAGGCCGGGGAAGCUCGAGGGUCUGCAGAAGGGUCUGCUUACACACGGCUUGAAGGACAUCCUCGACAAGUUGAACGAGCGACCCAUUUACAGGAAGACGAUAUCGCCGCAGUCAUUCAUACGCUCACUCGAGCAUGCUUUUGGGACACGCAUCAGCCGGCAACAGCAAGACGCGCAAGAGUUCCUGCAGAUCGUCACUGAGCGACUGUGCGACGAGUACCAUGCCGGUACAAAAGCUAGACGACAUGCAUUCCGCCAUAGCAUCGCAUUAGAGAACGGUGACAGUGCGCCUGGCCGGCACGAGACCGAGGAGCAACUCGGCGUUCAGCCACUGCAAGAUGGUGUCAAGAACGAAGGCGAAGAUGAGGAUGCUCUUUUGCCGGAUGAAGAGGGCUUUCCAUUCGAGGGCAGAAUCGAGUCUCAGAUUGAGUGCUUGACAUGUCAUUUUAAACCGAAGCCUUCCUCUUCGGCUUUCGUGACCUUGACUCUCAGUGUACCGCAAGUCUCCUCGACAACCCUCAAUGCAUGCUUCGAUGGCAUGCUGAAGGUCGAGCAUAUCGAUGACUUCAGGUGCGAGUGGUGCCGUCUUGAUCACGCCGUGAAGACAAAAGAGCAGGAGCUUGAGAAAGCUACUGAUCCCGAGAUCAGAAAGCGCUUGGGAUCAGACAUUACUAAGAUCAAGCAAGCCCUAGAAGACGACCCGGAAAGCCCACCCGAGGACGUCGAGUUUCCAGACUCAAAGCUGGUACCAAAACGCCGCAUAGCGCGCCACAUGCACAUAUCUCUGUUUCCUAAGGUGCUCGCUGUGCACCUUUCAAGGUCGAUGUUCGCCGUUGGGACCGUAUCGACCAAGAAUUUGGCCAAGGUUUCAUUCCCAGAGGCACUACCACUUGGUGGCUUGCUGCAUCGGAAGAACUACAAGCUACUAGGAAUGGUCACACAUAAGGGUAGCCACAGUAGUGGGCAUUACGAAUCAUUCCGACGGCAGGUGCAGCCCAUACCCUUUUCUACACCACACUCGUUUGGCCUCGAAGGCGCAUACAGCCGCCAGGCCAGCCCGCUGCCUUCUGCAGCUGCUUCAGCAAUGCAGAGCCCUCGACUGUCAUCUACGAACUUCGACGGUUCGAGCGAUUCUGCAUCGCCUAUCCCCUCACACUUGACGCUAGACUCACCUUCUCUGCAGUCAUUAUCAUCAAACUCAUCACAAGGGACACCAGGGCCACGAGGACCGGCGCCAACCUCUGCACCUCGGGCGGAUGGCGACUCUUUGCAACCAUCGCCCUCAUCAGGCGAAUCUGCAAGCAAGCUAUCGCGAACGCAGAGUUUGCGAUCGCUCAAGGAUAAGGCAUCAGAGAAGGCGCAGUCAAUGGUAGACAACAACCCCCUCAAGCGCAAAUCUAGGCGCACUGUCAACCGCUGGUGGCGCAUCAGCGAUGACAAGAUCAAGGAGAGCAAGACGAGCGAAGUGCUCAGCAUGCAGAAGGAGGUUUAUCUCCUAUUUUACGAGCUUGACCGAUGAAUGGUGAUAUUCUUAGGCGUUCUUUUCUGCAAGCAUACGAGCGGCAUCUUUUCUUCUUUGAUGCAUUUUUUCUCAUCUAGACACUAGACUAGAUUACUUUCGCUUUCAUUAAGCAUACAGCGAAGCCGCUGUGAGACUCGUGGAGAUGGUUUGUGGACUGGAAGGGUCGGCGCUAUUAAUCAUCAAUGAUAUCAUUGGUCGAGUGCACCACGUAUAUUAC